This is a messenger RNA of Chara braunii, 1272 nucleotides long. NCBI's taxonomy places the organism in Eukaryota, Viridiplantae, Streptophyta, Charophyceae, Charales, Characeae. The record is from the annotation of a GenBank genome assembly.
CGUUGAAAACGCUAUCGGUAAAGACAAGGGAAGCAGGGAUGUAUCACGGAGCUAUGGCGCGAAGGGAGAAGGAGAAGGGAGGGGAGGAGGACGAAGAAGAGAUGGCAGAGCAGCAGAGGCUUGCGACAGCCUUGGCGGAGCCAUUAGCAGAUCUACCGCCCGUUGAUUUCGCCGUCGCUUAUGGUUCCGCAGUCUUCUCUCAGCGUCUGCAGGGAGGAAGAGGAUUGGGAGGAGGAGGAGGAGGAGGAGAAGGAGGAGAAGGAGGAGAAGGAGGAGGAGAAGGAGGAAGAGGAGAGGGGGCGGAGAAGCAGAUGGAUCUGGAAGAGUGGGAAUCGUUGUACGCGAGCGGAAGGCUGCAGAAGCCUGUCAAAGUGCUGAUCGAUGACGUUGACAUGAUGGGACGAUCCUUUUCCAAGAACUCGAGGUCGGCUAUGGCGGCAGCGAUGCUGCUGCUCCCGAUUACCUUCUCCGAAAUGGAGCUUCUUUUGUCGCUUUGUGGUCUGUCUUAUCUGCGGCGACUUGAGAAUGGGACUCGCAGAGGAUCGGGACAAGGAAUGUUAUCGUCUGUAGGGAAACAGGCAAAGGGCAUAAAAGAGUUAUCAACACUCUCUAUAACAAGGGAAGUUGAGCAGUCAGCUGCAGGUCUCUCCCAGGAACCUGAAUCUGAUCAACAACCUGCUCUUGAAACCCAGACUGAUGUUGAAUCCAAGGUUGCCGCAGUCCAAGUAUUUUACACUGAGCCUUGGGAGGAGAUUAAGGAAGUCAACUUCCACUCUCACCUGGAACAUUGGCUGCAGCUCAAGCAGCAACAUUGUGUUCAAGGGAAUGUGGAACUGAUCUUCCUUAAGCUGCUCAUUAACCGUCGAUACAUCCACGUGUUGAUUGAUAAUGGCUCAACGACUAAUUUCUUUUCUCCUAAUGGGAUCCGUAAGGCGGGCCUGGGAAUGAAGCAAGUGGAAUUGCAGAACCCUUGUCAGACCCAGGUAGGCAACCAAGAGGUUGUCACCUCAACACAUGUUGUCAAAGGUGUGUGCGUCACCUUUGACAAGGAUCGCACUGUCACAAAUGAGCUAAACUUCUACAUCCUGGACAAGUGUCCUUUCGACGCAGUCAUUGGCUUGGGCUGGUUAAAGGCUCAUUGUCUAAGGACCACGUGGGCAGAUACUCAGUUCGUGGUGCGUGAUGCAAAGGGGAACGAGUGUACCGUUAUAUUGACGAGACGCGCGAGUCCCCAGUGACUCUUUUGAGUGCAAACAAAUUCUGCAAAUCGGU